AUGGCGACCCCGCGACUUAAUUUUGAUUCGUCUACCCUCCCGAUUGCCCAAUUAGAAUCAUUAAAAUUCAAGGCGAACCAAAUUGUGGAAUCGAUAAUGGCUCUAAGGGCCACAGUAGAUGCGGGUCACCAGAAUAUGAUGCUCCCUUGGCCUGACAUCCUAUCCAAAUACAACAUAUUGCUGUCGCAAACACUAAACUUUUCAAACUCGUUGGGCGCGACCAUCGGGGGCGCUAACCAAACCACCGGUCGCGUCUCAAAUGGAAAUGGAGGCCAACAAAACGUCAGUCCAUAUGAGAAGAUCGCACUGCACCUCAGUUCGGCCGCUUCAGAGAAGGAGGCGGACGAAAUCGCUUUACUAGUGCGCACGUUCCAGCUACCCGAGAUUUUGAAGACAGAGAGCGAUGCAGUCCGCCGACUGGCAGAACGAAUGACCACGCGAGGAUCCCUUGGUGUAAUGGGCGCCGUGCCGCCCCCGGUAUCAUCGUUUGGAACUGCUCGCAAGCCGGAGUACGAGGAUGUCCUCAAAGAAUGUGGGGAAAUCAGAGAGCAGCAUGAUAGGAUGGUAAAUAGAGCGGUGAGAGCGGUUACUAUGCUGAGGGACAAGUACGAUUGGAAGCAGAGAGUUGAAGUGGAAGUUGAAGAACCAGAGGAACUUGAGUGGGACCCUAGGAUGGGGAUGCCGAACGGGGAGCCGCAGGGUGUACCCAGUCUCAACAGCGACGACGACGGCAUGGACGAUAGCCAGGAUGGUAACAGUGAUGAAGACGAAGUUGAAGGAGAACUGGUUCGUACCCCUGCCCCCCAGACGCCCCAACCUACGGACUCCCAGGAGUCAAUGGGUAUGCAGGUACAAGCCCGAACCCCAACUCCAGUUAAUCCUAUGGCAUUGUAA
Molecule: messenger RNA, 894 nt
Organism: Pleurotus ostreatus (oyster mushroom)
Lineage: Eukaryota; Fungi; Basidiomycota; Agaricomycetes; Agaricales; Pleurotaceae
Exons: 1
Coding region: 1-894 (297 amino acids)
Source: RefSeq, a predicted model, not a curated record